Molecule: messenger RNA, 1946 nt
Organism: Gracilinanus agilis (Agile Gracile Mouse Opossum)
Lineage: Eukaryota; Metazoa; Chordata; Mammalia; Didelphimorphia; Didelphidae
Gene: RCBTB1
Product: RCC1 and BTB domain containing protein 1
Exons: 13
Coding region: 318-1913 (531 amino acids)
Molecular function (GO): protein binding
Source: RefSeq, a predicted model, not a curated record
UGACCCGGCAGUGCAGUGGCUCUCGGUCCCCUCCUCCUGAGGCUGCUGCCGCUGCGACCGCUGCUCCUCCCGCCGCCGCUGAGCUCUUUCUUUCUCUAUUCCCCCCACCCCCAGAGGAGCGCGCCUCGUCUCGCCGCGGGGAGUCGGGGCUAGAAAGGCGCGCGCGCGGGUGGCUUUUCUCCAGAAUCUCUUGACUGCUUUUCAGGCCUAGGAAAAAGAGUUCAGAAACAUCAGCUGUGGCCAAAACUUGUUAGGAAACUUUGGCCUUAAUCUCAGAGAUGCCGGCUUAUCUAUAGGAGUUUCUUGGAACAGGAGUCAUGGUGGAUGUAGGAAAGUGGCCAAUAUUUACCCUGCUUUCACCUCAGGAGAUUGCUUCUAUCCGGAAAGCAUGUGUCUUUGGCACAUCAGCUAAUGAAGCUAUCUAUGUUACCCAUAAUGAUGAGGUGUUUGUAUUUGGACUGAACUGUAGUAACUGUCUGGGGACAGGGGAUAAUCAGAGCACUAUUGUACCCAAAAAGCUGGAGGCAUUGUGUGGAAAGAAGAUUAAAAGCCUUAGUUAUGGAAGUGGACCACAUGUUCUUCUCAGCACUGAAGAUGGAAUGGUUUAUGCCUGGGGUCACAAUGGAUAUAGCCAGCUUGGCAAUGGAACAACCAACCAAGGCAUUGCUCCAAUUCAAGUUUGUACCAAUCUCUUGAUUAAGCAAGUGGUAGAAGUUGCUUGUGGUUCACAUCAUUCUAUGGCCCUGGCAGCUGAUGGAGAGGUUUAUGCUUGGGGUUAUAAUAACUGCGGUCAAGUGGGAUCUGGAUCUACAGCAAAUCAACCAACUCCUAGGAAAGUUACAAACUGUUUACACAUUAAGAGGGUCGUGAGCAUAGCAUGUGGCCAGACUUCUUCUAUGGCUGUAUUGGACAAUGGCGAGGUAUAUGGCUGGGGUUAUAAUGGCAAUGGUCAGUUAGGCCUGGGAAAUAACGGCAAUCAGCUGACCCCUUGUCGAGUAGCAGCUUUACACAGUGUGUGUGUUCUUCAGAUUGUCUGCGGCUAUGCACACACACUAGCACUAACAGAUGAGGGCUUGCUGUAUGCCUGGGGAGCUAACACUUAUGGGCAGCUAGGAACUGGCAAUAAAAGUAACCUGCUAAGCCCAGCACAGAUCAUGGUGGAAAAAGAAAGGGUGGUAGAGAUCGCAGCCUGUCAUUCUGCACAUACAUCUGCUGCCAAGACCCAGGGUGGCCAUGUGUAUAUGUGGGGCCAGUGUCGAGGCCAGUCAGUGAUUCUUCCUCACCUCACCCACUUUUCCUGCACAGACGAUGUAUUUGCCUGCUUUGCCACUCCUGCUGUAACAUGGCGCCUUCUCUCCGUAGAGCAUGAAGACUUUCUAACAGUUGCAGAGUCAUUGAAGAAAGAGUUUGAUAGUCCAGACACUGCAGAUUUGAAGUUUCGAGUGGAUGGAAAAUACAUUCAUGUCCAUAAAGCUGUUUUAAAAAUCCGGUGCGAACAUUUCCGAACUAUGUUCCAGUCUUAUUGGAAUGAGGACAUGAAAGAGGUGAUAGAAAUAGACCAGUUUUCUUACCCAGUGUAUUGUGCCUUUCUCCAGUACCUUUACACAGACACAGUUGACUUGCCACCUGAAGAUGCUAUAGGUCUUUUGGAUUUGGCUACAUCUUACUGUGAAAAUAGAUUGAAAAAACUUUGUCAGCACAUCAUCAAACGAGGGAUUACUGUGGAGAAUGCCUUUUCGUUGCUCUCUGCUGCAGUCAGAUAUGAUGCAGAGGAUUUAGAAGAAUUCUGCUUUAAGUUUUGCGUCAAUCAUUUGACAGAAGUUACACAGACUGCAGCAUUUUGGCAAAUGGAUGGCCGUCUACUAAAGGAAUUCAUUGCUAAGGCCAGUAAAUGUGGAGCCUUUAAGAACUGAAGCAUAUGUCUGUGAGUGAGUGAGAGUGUGAGA